Molecule: messenger RNA, 396 nt
Organism: Helobdella robusta
Lineage: Eukaryota; Metazoa; Annelida; Clitellata; Rhynchobdellida; Glossiphoniidae
Exons: 3
Coding region: 1-396 (131 amino acids)
Source: RefSeq, a predicted model, not a curated record
AUGGGCCUGCAGGAAGUUUCAUGGCAUGGCACUGGAGAACUGCGUGUUGCUGAUUUCAAUAUACUGUGGUCGGGCCCAGCUGAGGGUCAUAGCAGGGCAUUGUGGUUAAAACAAGACCUACCCCUAGAUUCAAUAUCCGUUUUAUACGGAUAUAACGUCACUGCCGCAACAUACGCGGCCGAGGUGUCGUCUAAACAUUUUUGGUCACAUAGCUCGUGCCAGUCCCAUGAAGGAUCAUUACCAGGCUUUAAAAGCUGUCAUAGACCGACCGCCACCGGACUGGACUCGAUCGCGCGGCCAUUCAAAACAGUCAUAAAUCCGAUCAGUAAAGUAGGACCUUACCCCUCAUCAACUACGGUCCUUACUCGGCCUGGAGACUUGCUCAUGAUUGCUUAA